Molecule: messenger RNA, 648 nt
Organism: Arabis nemorensis
Lineage: Eukaryota; Viridiplantae; Streptophyta; Magnoliopsida; Brassicales; Brassicaceae
Source: the annotation of a GenBank genome assembly
AUGGCUUCCACUUCCACACUUGUUCUUCAAUUUCUCUCUUCUUCAACAAAUCUCCACAACACAAUCCCAAAAGCCUCUACCUUCUUCAAUGUACACAAUAACACUCAUCGAACAAUAACAAAAUGUUCAUCAAAACCAGAGCCAAAAGAUAAUCCUUUCCAAGAUCUCACACCAGCACCUGAAUCAAUCAACACAACAAGCGCAGAGAAAUUCCCAAUAGAGAAACGAAGAAGAUCAGAGAUCAUAAGAGACAGAAAACAGAGAGGAAUAGUGAAACCAGAGCCACCAAAUUUCGAGAUUGGUUGGAAAAGAACAAAAGAGAUUAACUUGGAGAAACCAAAAGGGUAUGUAAUAAUGGAUUUUUUAGAGAAGCUUGAAGGUUUAAUGGCGAGAGAGUUUGGUUCUAAGGAGCUUUUGGUUAAAGCUGGUGAGAUAGUUGCAGAGAGAGCUAGAGAAGAAGCAGAGGUUUUGAGAGAUGAAGGUAAAGUUGAAGAGAGAUUGGUUACCGAGCUUUUUAGGGUUUUGAGAUUGAUGGAGAUGGAUUUAGCUAUGGUUAAAGCUUCUGUAAAAGAUGAAACUUUGAGUGAAAGGAUUGAACAAGCUAGAGCUAGAUGUAGACAAGCUAUUCUUGUUGCUAAUUCUUUCUGA